Molecule: messenger RNA, 1038 nt
Organism: Sorex araneus (European shrew)
Lineage: Eukaryota; Metazoa; Chordata; Mammalia; Eulipotyphla; Soricidae
Gene: MGRG3
Product: mas-related G-protein coupled receptor member X4
Exons: 1
Coding region: 1-1038 (345 amino acids)
Biological process (GO): G protein-coupled receptor signaling pathway
Cellular component (GO): membrane
Molecular function (GO): G protein-coupled receptor activity
Source: RefSeq, a predicted model, not a curated record
AUGAUAAUAAAAACUCUUCUGUCUUGUGUUCCCAGGAACACCACUGGAGAAUAUCUGAGCCUGGAUACAAAUGUGACAACCUGGGUGACAGUAAGCACAACAAAGAAUGAACGUGACUGGCUGGACUUUGUACAAGCAAAGGAGAAGGCUCUCUUGAUCACAAGGAUUCUGGAAUGUAUCAUUGCCCUGGUGGGGCUGGCAGGAAAUGCUGUGGUGCUCUGGCUCCUGGGCUUCCGAAUGCAGAGGAAUGCUUUCUCUGUCUACAUCCUCAACUUGGCAGCGGCUGAUUUUGUUUUUCUCUCCAUCUGGAUGACAUUGUCCAUUCGGGCAUUCUUCCCAGGACUAGAGUUUAAGUUCUCCUAUGGGGUUGAACGUUUGCGCAAAAUUUUUAGCUUUCCCUAUAUUGCAAGCCUGAGCAUUCUCACUGCCAUUAGCACUGAGCGCUGCCUGUCUGUCUUAAAACCCAUCUGGUACUAUAGCCACCGCCCAAAAUACUUAUCUGCUGUUGUGUGUGCCCUGAUUUGGGCCCUGUCCCUGCUCCUAAGCAUCCUGAGAAUGAAAUUCUGUGACUACCCAAGUGGAAUGUAUGAUAAAUAUUUGUGUGACCUAACUGAUCUAAGCAUUGCAGUAUGGCUGGUUCUCUGCUCUGUGCUUCUAUUUGUAUCCAGCCUGGCGCUGCUGACCAGAUUGCUGUGUGGCUCCUGGAAGCUGAAGCUGACCAGGCUAUAUGUGACCAUCAGUCUCACAGUACUGGUUUUCCUCAUCUGUGGUCUACCUUGGGGCAUCAACUUGUUCCUCAAACCCUCAACAACAAUGAGGAAUCGUAUACACAUAUUGAGAUUUCGUCUAGCGACACAGGUACUCUCCUGUGUCAGUAGCUGUGCCAAUCCUAUCAUUUACUUCUUUGUUGGCUUUUAUAGAAAGCAGGAAAAACUGCAAAGGAGACUCAAAAUAAUACUGCAGAGGGCUUUGCAGGACAUUCCUGAGGAAAAUGGAAGUGAAGGCCGCCCUCCUCAGGAGACUCCGGUAAUAUCAUGA